Molecule: messenger RNA, 632 nt
Organism: Suricata suricatta (meerkat)
Lineage: Eukaryota; Metazoa; Chordata; Mammalia; Carnivora; Herpestidae
Product: prothymosin alpha-like
Exons: 2
Coding region: 1-597 (198 amino acids)
Biological process (GO): positive regulation of transcription by RNA polymerase II; negative regulation of apoptotic process
Cellular component (GO): nucleus
Molecular function (GO): histone binding
Source: RefSeq, a predicted model, not a curated record
AUGGGAUUGCCUUUCAUUUUUACCACGAUUAGUUACUGCAUGGAGUAUUCAGAAUUCCUGGAAAAAAGAGGACAGUUGGGAGACCAUUUCAAUGAAGCAUCCCCACUGGCUGCUCUGAAAAGCCAUGUUCGCAUUGUUCCUGCGUCCGGCUCCGCGUUCGCCGCAACCACCGCCGCCGCGCGCCUCCUUCGCCACCCCGGACUCCCGCAGCUUAGUCGCCAGAGUCCUGGAACUCUCGCUUUCUUUCUAAUCCGCUGCAUCGGAUCACCGGCAUGUCCCAUCUUGUCAGACGCGGCCGUGGACACCAGCUCCGAGGUCACCACCACGGACUUAAAGGAGAAGAAGGAAGUUGUGGAGGAGGCGGAGAAUGGAAGAGACGCCCCUGCUGAUGGGAACGCUAAUGAGGAAAAUGGGGAGCAGGAGGCUGACAAUGAGGUAGAGGAAGAAGAGGAAGAAGGGGGAGAGGAGGAAGGGGAGGAAGAGGAAGGCGACGGUGAGGAAGAGGAUGGAGAUGAAGAUGAGGAGGCUGAGGCAGCUGAAGAAGAUGAGGACGACGACGUCGACACCAAGAAGCAAAAGACCGACGAGGAUGACUAGACAGCAAAAAAAGGAAAAGUUAAACUUAACAAAAC